Sitophilus oryzae (rice weevil) is the source of this 6076-nucleotide messenger RNA. It is a transcript of the gene Sara, whose product is annotated as zinc finger FYVE domain-containing protein 9. NCBI's taxonomy places the organism in Eukaryota, Metazoa, Arthropoda, Insecta, Coleoptera, Curculionidae. Gene Ontology annotation, cellular component: early endosome membrane. Gene Ontology annotation, biological process: endosomal transport. Gene Ontology annotation, molecular function: metal ion binding. The record is from RefSeq and is a predicted model, not a curated record. The transcript is spliced from 19 exons.
UAUAAUAUUAUAUUCAAACCUUUAUUAUAACUCAAUGUUUUGUAGCAAAAUUAAGUGUUGUGUAAAACAUUUCCAAAGUUAUAAGAAAUGAUACAUAUUAGAGAUGGAUAAAUAUACAAUUGAUUUAGAUCAGGUUUUAAACGACUUUGAGUAUUUAGAGUUAACCGAUCACCAUACAAGAAAUGUUUCUAACGAAUCUAAUAAUAAUUCUACGUUAGGUUCUUCUCCAAUAAUAACAAAACACAGUAUUCACAAUGUUUUUCAUAGCCUUAAUGAGUAUCUGACCACCAAUAUUAACCAAAAGAAUGAGCAAAAACAAGUUGUGGAAAGUGAUGAAAACCUUGAAAAUAUAGACAAUACCUCAAUUAAUAAGGCGGGUAUUUCUAAAGAUAAGGAACAAGUUCAAGAAUGUUUAACUACUAUUGUUACUUCACCAAAUGUCAGUCAAGAUAAAAGACUUUUGGAAAAUGAAGAUCUGUCAAAUAAUAGUAGCUACUGUGCUUCACCUUUGAUAUCAGAAGAAACAAAUAAAGAUGUAAAUUCAACAGACAAUAAAAUUUAUUUAAAAGAUGAACAUGAGGAAGUAGGAACUUCUAAUAUAACUGUUCAUUCUGUUAAUGAAAUUACUAGUAAGCCUUAUACAGAUUUUGAAGAGACUGAUGAACUUGGUGUGUCUUCAGAUAUUAAAUCUGAUAUUAAUUUGGAAGAAAACAGAGAACUCGAUGAUCAUGCUGAGCAAAGACCAUCUAAAACUACAGAUGACUUUGUUAGUAAUAAUACAGAAGAGACUAACAGUAAAACGUUAAUUAAGAAUGAUGUUGGACAAGAAAAUAUUGAGGAGUAUGUUAUAGAACCAUCUAUUAGUUUAGAUUUAUUGGAAUUAAAACAUGAAAAUCCUAAUUGUGUAUUUGAAGAAGAUACUGAUAGUCAAAAAAAUAUUUUAUCUGAAAAAAUACAAUCUGAGAGGUCAGACCUUUAUGGUACAAAUAAUGUAGUCACAGACCAGGUUAUAGAAAGUCAAGCUUCUAAUAAUUGUGAACAACCCAAGAAUAAAACAAAGAUUGUUGGAUUUUCUACUGAUAUUGACAUUGAGGAACAAGAAUUUAAUGAAUUACUGAAUAACUUUGAACAAGAAGUUACAGAAAAUGUUGAUUCUUCGUUAAUGAAUACAGAGAUUUUAGUUGAAGGAAAAGAAACUAAUUUUGAAAGUAAAAUUGCAAAAGAGAGUAGUACUAUAAAUGAUGUAAAUAUUGAUCAAGAAAUGGAUGGUAGCGAUCUUAGUAAAUGUUUAAAUGAACAUAAUAAUACUAUGCAGAUUAGAGAAAAUGUUAUUGAAACUAGUGAACAAAUUAAAGUUGAAGAUGCAUCUAAUGUACAAAUUGAAGAUGAGAAUUUAAAUAAUAAUCAGGAAUCAAUUGAUAUGAGUGAAAAAUGUGAUGUAUCUAUUCAGAAUAAAUGUAUGUCACCACUAAAGAAAAAUUAUUCACAGGAUUCUUUAACAAGGCCUCAAAACUUACUUCUUAGUAAUGAGGUGAAAGAAAAUGGAAGUAACUCUGGAAGAAAAAUUGAUCUAAUUGGAAAUCCAGGUUCAACACCAUACAAUAAUGUAUACAUUAAUGAAACAAUUGAAUCAAAGGAUGGAGCAGCUGAGUCAAAAGAAAAUGAUUCUGAUUAUAGCACAUCUGCAAGUCCAACAUUUUCAGAUUGUAGUGGUGAUAGCACUUCUACAGCUAGUACAGUCUCUGUAGAUGAUGAAAAUAAAGAGAAGGAAAGUAAUUUGGAAAAUUUAAAUAAUACAUUUCAGAACUUUCCAGAAGAUAAAAAUGCAGCAAAGUUUAACAAUGUGAAAGAUGAUAUUCAGACAAAUGUUGAAUCUAAUAAUGAUACUACAAAUACACCUGCUGUUACUUCAGAAGAGAAUUCCAACAAUACUACAGAGUCAGGCGGUGGAGAGGGUGGUGGUACAUCAGGUGGUGGAGGUGAUACUAUGACUGGACAUAACUUUUUAGAUAAGUCAUGGUUAGGCAAAGAAGCACCUCUUUGGAUACCGGACUCUGAUGCCCUUACUUGUUUGCAUUGUGAUAUGAAAUUUACUGUCCUCAAAAGAAGACAUCACUGUAGAGCUUGCGGAUUGGUUCUUUGUUCAAAAUGUUGCAAUUUGAAAUUUCGCUUGGAAUAUCUGGAUACCGAAGCUCGCGUUUGUAAUAAGUGUUUUGAAGUACUAAAUAAAGAUUCAAGUAGUUCGUCGAGUUCUAGUCAUAAUUCACCAGAGUCAGUGUCACCUCUACAACAAGUUGGACAAGCUUUAACAAACCCACCUACAGUUAUGGUUCCGGUUGGCGUUCUUAAAAGGAAAGGGUCAAACAAAAAAUCUAAUAAAUCAGUCAUGUUUUGUGAUGGUAUUGCUCCAGGAAGUGAUUUAACCAGCUUAGACCAAGAUUUUAAUUACAAUAAUGAGUCGAAGUCCGAAGCAGUAACGAAAGAUUCUGAUCCACCUAAAGAAAAACUGCCAAAUACUAUUCUAUCAAAUGUUAAAUGUACCAGAAAUCAGCCUAAAAUUGAUCAUGAUACAGGAUGUUAUAUACCAAAGUCUGAGUCGGACUUACCACCAACUAUAAGCAUAAAUAAAUCGGACGUUUUAUAUUCAGAAUGUUCAAAUUCGCCAAGUGUAGUUGAGAUGUUAAAAAACGAGUCGUUAACAUUUGCUAUAAAUCAGAAUCUCUUUGUACAUGUUAAAAUAAUAAAUAUGAGUUGCUGUAUAAGUAAGCAGGCAUGGUGUUUCUGUACCGAAGGACUUAUAAAUGUUGGAUCUGAUGAAAUAGUGUAUUUACUAGAAUAUAUUGAAGAUGAAAGUUUCAUUCCUAAAGAUUUAUUUUUUCAUAUUUACAGUGUUUAUAGUGAAGCUGAAAAAGGCAUACAUUACCAUUGAAUAAUUAAUGGCAGUAUUCAGUAACUCUAUUUUUUAGGUAGUUCCAUAAAAGAACUUGGACUAUCUCUGCAUAGGACAUCAACAUUUCUAGACUCUAAAAACCAUGCAGGGUUUGUUUAUAUCAAACCUUCUUUUCAAUGUUUAGAUAAUGUCAUUAAACCAAAGGAAUCAUUUCUCAUAGGAAUUUUAAUUCACAGAUGGGAAACUCCUUGGGCGAAACUAUUUCCUUUAAGAUUGAUUUUAAGAUUGGGAGCUGAAUAUAGGUACUAUCCAAGUCCAAUUAUUUCAACGAGAUAUCGAGAAAGCGUCUUUGUCGAAAUAGGCCAUACAAUUAUUAAUCUUCUGGCAGAUUUUAGAAAUUUUACUUAUACAUUACCUCAAAUAAGAGGUCUGACAAUUCAUAUGGAGGAUAAAAAAACCACUAUAACUAUUCCUAAAAAUCGGUACGAUCAAGUAAUAAAAUCAAUUAAUAAUUCAAGUGAGUAUAUACUCGCUUUUGGGGGAAAUUUCAGUCCCGAAGCCGACUCACAUCUAGUUUGUAUUCAAAAUACCCAAGGUCACGAAAAUUCCUAUUCUACUCAUGCAAUAAAUAUUCAUAAUAAACCUAGAAUACUUACUGGAGCAAGUUUCAUCGUAUUUAAUGGAUCAUUAAAAUCCAGCAGCGGUUUAACGGCCAAAUCAACGAUAGUUGAAGACGGAUUGAUGAUCCAAAUAACGUCAGAACAUAUGGAAAAAAUUAGAGAAGAUUUAAGGAAUUUAAAAGAUCAUACUAUAGCGUGCGGGUGUGUUAAUGUCACAUCCGACGAGUCGGUUAAUAUUAUUUGGGGAGAAAACGAUACCAAUUUUAAUGUUGGUGUUAAAUCUCCUGUGGAUCUUGCAGACAUGCAAGGUGUGCCUUCAAUUAGAGUUCACAAUGGAAAAGAUUAUUUCUGUAAUAAUGGAUCAAAGCUUAUAAGAUGGACGGAAGUUUUUAUUUUACAGAAUGGAGAAGAAAACUCCAAAAGUCAAGAUCCUGUAGAUAUAUCCAAAAUUUCAGAGUCAAUUGCUAAGGCUUGUUGUAACGCUCUCCUUAAAUAUUUAGAUCUAUUGGUGUCAAACAGUUGCCAAAAAAUUGGAAUUAGAGCUACUUUACACGUUGAGAAUGUUUCAUAUUUAGCUGGAUCAAAUGGGUCAAAAUUAGCACCUAUUUAUAUGAGAAGUCUUGAUAACGAACUAAUACCAGUUUUACAUAAAAUAACAACCAACAAUUUGGGUGACAGUGUAAUAGAAUUGGAACUAAUUUUCCGAAUAUUGAAUUCGUAGGGAUUAAUGUCGCUCCAUUUCAGAGAAAUUAUAAUUCAGCAAUAUACAAUAAUGAUGCUUUUAGAGAGUUACUGUUUAAGCAUCAGCUUAUAGACAGAACUUUAGACACAAUAUGAAGAAUUGACUUAACAUAUUAUGUAACCUAAAAUACACUUUGUAGGUAUAUUUUUUUUUUUUGACCUUUGCUUUUAAAACUAGUUUUUUACAGGAAUUAAAAAAUAUACCACUUUUAGCAAUACGAAAUAUUAAAAAUUAUCUCUUAAUAUAUGUUGGAGUCAGUAUUAAAAGUCCAGUAUUUUAGGUUACAAAUGAUGAAAGCGUACAUAAAAAUUAAUUAAACAAACUGUGAUUGUCAACUAGCGAAUAUUGAUAAAAUAUUAGUUGAUUGAACUAAAAAAACUGUUGUUUUUUGUCAGGCAUAGUUAUUACAGAUAUAAUAUGAAUUUUGUUUAGCGGAUUAAUAGUCAAAAUCCGUUAUUUUGAUUCUAGGGAUACCAAAAUUUAGGAAUUGUACGUCUGAUAGUUUUAAUUAAUUUAAAAAAAUUGUCAGUCGUUUUUUGAUAUUUUAAUUUAAAGAUAUGAAACAUUUUCAGAUUGGGAGAGAUACUGAUAUGCCUACUAAAUAUAUAAUUAUUUCUUUAAUUCAUAAACAGUUUUGUAAAUUAUGGAUAAAGUAUUUUUAAAAUAAUUAUAAUUAAAACAUUAAUUGUAUUGAUGAUGUAUUAUUUAGAUUGUUUAGAGCCAAGGUUAUUAAAAGAUAAGGCUGUCUUGUAACUCGAUCUACCAUUAUCGGAACGUCAUCUACUACGACACAGGUAUGUUGCCGCUAAUAGAUAAAGGGAUAAAAACUUGGGACAGUGCAUUUCCGAAUCGAUAUUUAUUGUGUAUGGCGUCCAUAGUUUUCAGUUGUUUGAUGUUUGUUUUCUUUAUUACAUUGCCCAUAAUGCCAAUUUAUCUUUGUCCGUUGCAUUUUAUUUUUUAUUCCUUUAUCUAUGAUUUUAUACGUUCUGUAGCAUACCUGUGACGUAGUUGCCGCUCCUAAUGGUCCAAAAGUUACGAGGCAGCCUGUUUAAUAUAGUAAUCUUGGUUUAGAACUAUGAAAUAUGGUGAAAUUAUAAUUAAUAAUGCUUAACAUGAAUAUGUCGAGUCUAUAUAAUAAGAAGUAAUAUCUUUUAUAUACCGGGAGUUUCAUCAUUGGUAUUUUUUACUAAAUUUUUACAGCUGAGAGUCAAAUUGGAAGCCCCCCCCCAUAUAUUACUUAUAAUACUACAUAACCAAAUAUUUUUUACCUAUCAAAAUAGAACUGUUCAGAGAUAAAUAUUUUUUUUGUAAAACUACUCUAUAAUCUCAAAAUAAAACACAAAUUCGCCACAAUAAUACACCAAAUCACUUUACUUUUAACUCUGGACGAGCGUUUCGCUAACCAUGUUAGCAUCAUUUGCUGAUCAUUAAAACUGAAUGAUUAGCCAAACGCGCGUCCCGUAAAUGUCCCAGUAAUGUGUUUUGGUGUAUUGUGAUGAAUUAGUGCUUUAUUUUGUUUUUAACACAGUAAUAAAACCAUGUUAAGCCAUGUUAAACUUAUUUAAUUCUACAUAUGAACAAAUCUCCUUGAUCUUUGCUGUGGGCGGACAUACCAUGUAAAGUAUUGAUAUUAUAUGCACAUUUUUAUUUAUUAUUGUCUUAUUAUUUUAUUGCAUUUCAUUAAGUCUCAAAGGCUUAGUAAAGUUAUUUUAUGUUAUAAGAUCUUUACUUGUAACAGUUGUAACCACUUAUUGUAUUAUUAUUCCAAUAUAUUUUAUGAUGUAUAUUAUCUGUUUUAUGUAAUAAAUUUAUGUUUACUAAAAA